CUCCCUCCGUGACGUCACGGGCCGUCCCGGGGUGAGCGCCGGAGCCGCUCCGGGUCCGCGCCAGUGAGUGCUGCUGUUUGCCGGCGAGCGAGCGAGCGAGGGAGAGAGCGAGCGAGCGGCCCGGCGGAGGGCAGCGGGGGGCCGAGGGUGAGGGCGGCGGCGGCGGCGGCGGCGGCGCACCCGGCAGCGAGAGCGAGGCGCGGCGGGCACCGGCGGGCACCGGCGAGCGAGGCCGGCGAGGGCGGUAGGCGGCGGCGGCGGCGGCUCGGCGGCGGCGAGAGGAUGCUGCCGGGGAGGCUGUGCCUGGUGCCGCUCCUGCUGGCGCUGGGCGUGGGGAGCGGCGGCGGCAGCGGCGGCGGCGGCGGCGACGGCGGGGACAGCCGGCGGCGCCGCCUCCUCGCGGCGAAAGUAAAUAAACACAAGCCAUGGAUCGAGACAUCAUAUCAUGGAGUCAUAACUGAGAACAAUGACACAGUCAUUUUGGACCCUCCACUGGUAGCCCUGGAUAAGGACGCCCCAGUGCCUUUUGCAGGGGAAAUCUGUGCAUUCAAGAUCCACGGGCAGGAGCUGCCCUUUGAGGCUGUGGUGCUCAACAAGACAUCUGGAGAGGGCCGACUCCGGGCCAAGAGUCCCAUUGACUGUGAGCUGCAGAAGGAGUACACAUUCAUCAUCCAGGCCUACGACUGUGGGGCGGGGCCCCGGGAGGCAGCCUGGAAGAAGUCACACAAGGCUGUGGUCCACAUUCAGGUGAAGGAUGUCAACGAGUUUGCUCCCACCUUCAAAGAGCCAGCCUACAAGGCCAUCGUCACAGAGGGCAAGAUCUACGACAGCAUCCUGCAGGUGGAAGCCAUUGAUGAGGACUGUUCCCCCCAGUACAGCCAGAUUUGCAACUAUGAAAUUGUCACAACGGAUGUGCCUUUUGCCAUUGACAGAAAUGGCAACAUCAGGAACACCGAGAAGCUGAGCUAUGACAAGCAACGGCAGUACGAGAUCCUGGUAACUGCUUACGACUGUGGACAGAAGCCCGCUGCUCAGGACACCCUGGUGCAGGUGGAUGUGAAGCCAGUGUGCAAACCUGGCUGGCAAGAUUGGACAAAAAGGAUCGAGUACCAGCCUGGCUCAGGGAGUGUGCCCUUAUUUCCCAGUAUCCACCUGGAGACGUGCGAUGGAGCAGUGUCCUCCCUCCAGGUCACCGCAGAGCUGCAGACUAAUUACAUCGGCAAGGGCUGUGACCGAGAGACCUACUCUGAGAAAUCCCUUCAGAAAUUAUGCGGAGCAUCCUCAGGCAUCAUCGACCUCCUGCCGUCCCCGAGCGCAGCUACCAACUGGACUGCAGGAUUGCUGGUGGACAGCAGCGAGAUGAUCUUCAAGUUUGAUGGCAGGCAGGGUGCCAAGAUCCCUGAUGGGAUUGUGCCCAAGAACCUGACAGACCAGUUCACCAUCACUAUGUGGAUGAAACACGGCCCCAGCCCCGGCGUGAGAGCCGAGAAGGAAACUAUCCUCUGUAACUCUGAUAAAACUGAAAUGAACCGCCAUCACUACGCCCUGUAUGUGCACAACUGCCGCCUCGUCUUCCUCUUGCGGAAGGAUUUUGACCAGGCAGACACCUUUCGCCCCGCAGAGUUUCACUGGAAGCUGGACCAGAUCUGUGACAAAGAGUGGCAUUACUAUGUCAUCAAUGUGGAGUUUCCUGUGGUCACCCUGUACAUGGAUGGAGCAACCUAUGAACCAUACCUGGUGACCAAUGACUGGCCCAUCCACCCAUCUCAUAUCGCCAUGCAGCUUACUGUCGGCGCCUGUUGGCAAGGAGGUGAAGUGGCCAAACCUCGGUUUGCACAAUUUUUCCAUGGCAGCCUCGCCAGUCUCACCAUCCGUCCUGGCAAAAUGGAAAGCCAGAAGGUGAUUUCUUGUUUGCAGGCCUGCAAAGAAGGGCUGGAUAUUAAUUCCUUGGAAAGCCUCGGGCAAGGAAUAAAGUAUCACUUCAACCCUUCACAGUCCGUUCUCGUGAUGGAAGGUGAUGACAUUGGAAACAUCAACCGAGCCCUCCAGAAGGUCUCCUACAUCAACUCCAGGCAGUUCCCAACCGCAGGUGUCCGGCGCCUCAGACUCUCUUCCAAAGUCCAGUGCUUUGGGGAAGAUGUGUGCAUCAGCAUCCCUGAUGUGGAUGCCUACAUCAUGGUGCUGCAGGCCAUCGAACCCCAGAUCACCCUCCAGGGGACAGAGCGCUUCUGGAGGCCUGCCGCCCAGUUUGAAAGCACCAGAGGAGUGACCCUCUUCCCCGACAUCAAGAUUGUGAGCACCUUCGCCAAGAGUGAGGCCUCGGGGGACACGAGAACCACAGGCACAGCCCCCAAAUCAGCAGUCUUGGAAGAAAUGCUACACAACUUGGAUUUCUGUGACAUUUUGGUACUUGGAGGGGACUUGGAUCCAAGACAAGAGUGCUUGGAGCUCAACCACAGUGAGCUACACCAACGGCACCUGGAUGCCACUAACUCUACUGCUGGUUACUCCAUCUAUGGUGUGGGGUCCGUGAGCCGCUAUGAGCAGGUGCUGCAUCACCUUCAUUACCGCAACUGGCGCCCCACUUCCCUUGAGACCCGGAGGUUCCGGAUCAAGUGUUCAGAACUCAAUGGCCGUUAUACUAGCAAUGAGUUCAACCUGGAGGUCAGCGUCCUUCAUGAAGCCAGAGUCUCCGAUAAGGAACACGUCAACCACCUCAUUGUUCAGCCACCCUUCCUCCAGUCUGUCCAUCACCCUGAGUCCCGGAGCAGUAUCCAGCGCAGUUCAGUGGUCCCGAGCAUCGCCACGGUGGUCAUCAUUAUCUCUGUGUGCAUGCUGGUGUUUGUUGUGGCCAUGGGUGUGUACCGGGUCCGAAUUGCUCACCAGCACUUCAUUCAAGAGACUGAGGCUGCCAAGGAGGCUGAAAUGGAUUGGGAUGACUCUGCACUGACUAUCACCGUCAACCCUAUGGAGAAACAUGAAGGAUCAGGGCGUGGGGAAGAUGAGACCGAAGGAGAGGAAGAAGAGGAAGCAGAAGAAGGCAUGAGCUCCAGCAGCAGUGGCUCUGAUGACAGUGAAGAGGAAGAGGAAGAGGGGAUGGGCAGAGUCGGACAUGGGCAGAGUGGCACCAGGCAAGCCCAACUGGAGUGGGAUGAUUCCACCCUGCCCUACUAGUGCCCACAGCUCUCAAAGCCCUGGGAAAAGUACCUGGAACACAGCGGGAGUCAUAAACUUUUGGGGGUGAAGCAUCCAUCCUUUCCCUUCUUGGUGAAGACUCAGUAUAUCACUAAACUCCAAACUGACUGAGCCGUAUAGAUGCAGGUUGACCACACACACCUCUCGUAGUGUAGAGAAACCUAUGUGAAUUCCCAUAUGCUGUGCAGUAGUCGGACAGCAGCUGACACUGGGCCUGGCUCUCGGGGCAGUGAACAGUGACAGUGUUGCACACAUUUAGAACAUAUCUGAAUAACACCCACGAUGCCGUUCCUACAGAGUCUGCCCAGCCUACCAUUGUCUCUGCCUUUCCCUAAGCACUUGACAAAUACUGUUCGAAUCUAUCAUCUUCAAUCAUUAAUGAUGAGACUAAAUAUAAAGGUUCUAGGUGUAGCCAAUCUCAGGCCUUUCUCUCCUCCCACCUCUGGAUACGAACGCUGUCACCACUUUAAAACCAUGUAGGAAAAGCCUGUUUGUUCCCCCUUCCUCAACCUCAGUGCAUGGGAAAGGCCCAAGAUAGGCCUUGCUCUCCUGGAGCCUCUCUGGAGUUCACCCUACAGAGAAAAAAUAGCCACAUUCAUUGGAAUGUAUGGAAUCACCUUCCGCUUGUCCUGACUGGGCAGUAGCCGUUAGGUCACUGAGGCUGGAGUCUCUUUACCAGGAUACAGCUUCACCUGGCUACUAUCCAGCAUGUUCUUGGCACACAGCAGACUUCCGAGCCUCUUGAGCUGCCUCCAAGAAUUAAUUUCCUUAGUCUACAAAAUGUAUUUAUUUGGUAACUACGUUGUUACUGUGUGUGUGUGUGUGAGUCUGAUACAAUGCAAACCUUGAAAUGUCUUAUUAAAAGGACUUAACGAAUUCAUAGAAAAUUGAAUCUAACUUCCAAACAUGUUGUUGGUCAGUAAAGUUGCCCAGUCACAGGGGACCAGAGAAAAACCUUUUCUCCCACCCCUUUCCUUGGCACCCUCUUCCUGCCUAAUUGUGCUACUAGAUUCUAACGGAUAGAGCGAAGGGUGCUGAGAGCAUUCAUGUACAUAAAGAUUUAAGGGGAAAAUAACCUCUUGGGGAACCGGUUGAGUCUCCUCCGUCAGCUGUGAUCUUAUCAUGCCUGAAUCCCAAACUCUAAAUUUCUAACAACUUCAAUUCUUGCAGUUUCUGAGUGAUUUGUUAAGAUGCCUAUUCAACACAGACAGAUAUUUAUUUUCAGCCUUGGCUUGUAAAUGCCUACAAACUGAUUCAUGUUGGUGGUCGCUACAACACUUCUGUGAAUUGGUGAAUAAAUAUGAUUUUAGAAUUUCACAGUAAA
Meriones unguiculatus (Mongolian gerbil) is the source of this 4519-nucleotide messenger RNA. RefSeq names its product calsyntenin 2 (gene Clstn2). NCBI's taxonomy places the organism in Eukaryota, Metazoa, Chordata, Mammalia, Rodentia, Muridae. Gene Ontology annotation, molecular function: kinesin binding; calcium ion binding; amyloid-beta binding. The coding region runs from base 283 to 3174 and encodes 963 amino acids. The transcript is spliced from 18 exons. The record is from RefSeq and is a predicted model, not a curated record. Gene Ontology annotation, cellular component: cell surface; postsynaptic membrane. Gene Ontology annotation, biological process: positive regulation of synaptic transmission; positive regulation of synapse assembly; homophilic cell-cell adhesion.